Molecule: messenger RNA, 975 nt
Organism: Synchytrium microbalum
Lineage: Eukaryota; Fungi; Chytridiomycota; Chytridiomycetes; Synchytriales; Synchytriaceae
Exons: 10
Coding region: 1-975 (324 amino acids)
Cellular component (GO): mitochondrion
Molecular function (GO): delta(3,5)-delta(2,4)-dienoyl-CoA isomerase activity
Source: RefSeq, a predicted model, not a curated record
AUGACUCGAACACGGUUUUAUCCUCGCGACGUGCCGAAUACGUGUAGUAUCGUAAAUGCAGGCCGAAAACCAAUCGCUUCAACAAACCCUUAUAUCAAGUUCAAAAGCAAAUACAAGAUGGUAGCCGAAGCUGAAGUUGUGUCUGGCCCUCAAGCUUAUGCAAAUUUGGAAACCCUACGAUGCACCCUUCAAGACACAAUCUUGCACGUUGAGCUAAACAGACCCACUAAGCUCAAUGCUAUGAAUUCAGUUUUCUGGGUUGAAUACAAGAAAGUAUUCGAUAUCGCUGCUCAAGACCCUGAAGUCCGAGUUAUUAUUGUUUCCUCAAAUGCCCGUAUCUUCACCGCUGGUUUGGACAUCUCUGGCGGUAUUGGCGUUGGUAGCAAGGUCGAAGUUGACGCUGGACGUCGUGGUAUCUCCAUGUACCACAGUUUGUUGAAGACUCAAGCUGCCUUCACUGCACAGGCCACUUGCCAAAAAGCAUCUAUUGCUGUCGUUCACGGUGCUUGUAUCGGCGGUGGUGUUGACCUCAUCAGCGCUGCUGAUAUCCGUUACUGCUCCAAGGAUGCUUACUUCUGUAUCAAGGAAGUCGAUGUCGCCCUCGCAGCUGACGUCGGAACUCUUCAAAGACUCCCAAAGAUUGUCGGAAACGACUCUUGGGUCCGUGAAAUGUGUCUAACUGCCAGAAACGCUUCUUCUGCCGAAGCCAUGUCUGUCGGUUUGAUCAGCAAGGUCUGCGAUACCAAGGAAGCCGCUUUGGCUGCAGCCUUCGAAACUGCUAAAUUGAUUGCCAGCAAAUCACCUGUUGCUAUCGUCUCCACCAAGCAAGUCUUGAACUACUCGCGAGACCACACUGUUGAAGAAGGUUUGCAAUAUGUUGCUACCUGGAAUGCAUUCGCUUUACAAACUGCUGAUUUGGCUAAAGCUGGUAUUGCUUCCCUCCAAAAGAAGCAGGUUACCUUCUCUAAACUCUAG